AUGCGUAAAUUACGAAAGAUAUUGGGUGGCAAGGGCAGCUCUUCGAAACAGGGCAGCUCUUCGAAACAGGGCAGCUCUUCGAAACAGGGCAGCUCUUCGAAACAGGGCAGCUCUUCGAAACAGGGCAGCUCUUCGAAACAGGGCACCGUCGCGAGCACCUCCAUCAGCACAGCUUCCGGCACCAAAACUUCCGGCACCAAAGCUGAUGCCUCCUCCACUUCGAAUGGCAAAGCCGAUGCCUCAUCGACCGUAGAGUCCGAAGUAGCGAAAGCUCCCGUUAACCCCUCCGAGAGUAUCUGGAACAGCGCUUAUGAUGCACUCAAAGCCGAUGAACCGAAGCUGGUGCAGGCGUAUGAGAAGAUCUUAUCUUUAAAGAUCUCGUCUUUAAAUCUGAAUCAGAGUGCUGUCUCUAUGGAACCUGCUGUCUCUCAAGAGCCUACUAUCUCUCAAGAGCCUACUAUCUCUCAAGAGCCUACUAUCUCUCAAGAGCCUUCUAGCGUGAAGAAUACUAUUGAGAACAAUGUGCUAGUGAGAAGAGCGCAGAUGCACCAGUUAAUCGAUAAUGGCCUGAACAAAACAUUUCGAGAGGCCAGUAUCAAGAAUAGCAUAAGCCCAGUUAUGCAGGUAGUCAACACUACUAAAAAGUUAGUGAGCGACGCAAUUAAGGACAUGCCACAAGCUGCUCUUCCUUGGGUUAUAGUAUAUAUUUCACUCUCGGAAAAGAUCUUAGCCAAUCCUAUAUCGCAAACGGAAGCUAAUCAAACGGGUAUUGAGUACAUUGGAAUUACGAUAAAGUGGUACUGGGAACAAGCAUCAUUGCUUUUUAAUAACAGCUCAAGCGACCAUUCCUUUAUAGGAGUACAAAACGAGUUGCAAAAGGCAUUCAUCAGCUUUUACAAAAAGCUUCUGCAAUUUCAGAUGAAAAGCAUUUGUAACUAUUACCGGAACCGUGGGUUCGUUUUCUUACGAGACCUUGUCGAGCUGGACAAUUGGGAUAGCGGUCUGAAGUCUAUUCAAAUCGACGACACUUCUCUUCGUAACAAAAUCGGCGCAUUCUUGAACCUUGAAUCGGAAUCGCAUCUCAGAGCUAUAGCUCAUCACACAAAGGCACAAGAAACCUAUCAAAGGACUCAAGAAGAUCAACAGUGCCUUAGAGAUUUACGAAUCACAGAUCCUCGUGCUGACAGGACCCGCAUUGAAAACACCAAAGGAGGCUUAUUGCAGGAAUCAUACCGCUGGAUUCUUGAAAACCCGCAGUUCCAGACUUGGCGCAGCAGUGAUGAUAACCGUCUGCUUUGGCUAAGAGGUGAUCCUGGGAAAGGGAAAACUAUGCUCCUAUGCGGCCUCGCCCAAGAGUUGAUGCAACAGGCAAACCCGAGUCUAGUCACAUUCUUUUUCUGUCAGGCUACAAUACCGAGCGUCAACAAUCACAUAGCAGUUCUACGUGGUCUUAUAUGGCUUUUAGCAGAUCAGCAACCUUCUUUAAUAUCAUACAUCAGGAAGUCAUACGAUACCGCUGGGAAAAGCCUCUUUGAUGAGGGAAAUUCUUGGUACACAUUGUCUGAAAUUUUCAGCAAUAUGCUGAGGGACGAGGAAUUGCCACCAGUGUACAUCAUUAUCGAUGCCCUCGAUGAGUGUAUCACAGGUCGGACGGAACUCUUACAUCUUAUUCGGGACGUGGCAACCUCAUCAAAAGCCAAGUGGGCCGUAUCAAGCCGCAACUGGCCUGAAAUUGAGGAAAGGCUAAGUGAAGGAAUGAAUCUCAGCCUCGAGGUAAAUGCUACUCUCGUCUCAAGCGCUGUGGAUGCAUACAUCUCCUAUAAGGCGUCACAAAUAUCCCUUCUAAAGCAUGACGAUAAUCUGAAAGAGGAAGUCUGUCGUCAAAUGCGAGAUAAAGCCAACGGCACAUUUCUCUGGGUUGCAAUUGUCUUCGAAAGGUUGAAUUCCCAAAGCAGUGCUUAUUACGACGAUACAUCAGAUGCAAUGGCAAUCCUUAAUGAGAUGCCUGAAGACCUAACUAAGCUCUACACCGUCAUGCUAGCGAGAAUCUCUCAAUUGAAAGGGAAAGGGCCAGAGUUAUGCCGAACUAUACUGGCUAUCGCAACAUCGGCAUACCGGCCUCUACAUCUCAAUGAGCUCUCAACCCUCGCAGGAUUCCAGAGCAAUCUGAAGAGACUACCUCAGUUAAACAUGUUGAUAAAGGAUUGUGGUUCAUUUUUAACAGUCCGAGAAAACCACAUUUACUUUGUCCACCAGUCUGCAAAAGAAUAUCUAGCCAGCGACCUCUCCUCGCAAUCCGUCAAUUUCCGGGACGGAAUGGGGAAGAUCAAGUAUAACAUGGUUUUAAACUCAUUGGACUCUAUGGUUCAUUCGCUGCGGGAGAAUAUUUAUGGACUAGAGCAUCCUGGAAUUCUUCUUGAAGAUGUGAGCCCGCCAGAUCCCAAUCCUCUGGAACACUGUCUCUAUUCUUGCACUAGUUGGAUGGGUCAUUUGUGCGAAAUAUACGAUGUAACAAACAGCCAAAGUCUUCUGAUCGUUGAGGAAGAAGUCUUGCUGUUUUUGAAGGGGCACACUCUCCACUGGCUAGAGGUGCUGGCUUUGACACGAAAUUUAUCUACCAACAUAACUUAUGUCCAGAGGCUCAACGAAUUGUUGAAGAAACGCUCCGCAGCAGAGGAGCUUCAAAAAUCAAUAUACGAUGCGAGUCGAUUUAUGCAAUAUAACACCCAGAUUAUGGAGGCUGCCCCGAUGCAGAUAUACUCCUCCCCACUUCUGUUCAGUCCUGCUCAAAUGAAGGAGAGUCACUGGAGCCCGCGCCUACAGAUAAUCGCCAACAUAGAACCGGAAGUAAUGUGCUCUAGCGGUACGAAUCUCUUGGUUCUAUGUUCCUCUUCUAAGAAUGUCCAAAUUUGGGAUAUGGCUACAGGGAGGCAAGCUCACGUACUCAACCACGCGGAAGAUGUACAACACGCAGUAUUUUCGAGCGAUUUGAACCGCGUGUUGACAAUUGCAGGUGAUCGAUAUUAUUGUUGGGAUGCGAAUUCUGGAGUCUUGAUACAGAAUGCCAGAAUUCGUGGUUUUAACGAAGAAUGGGCUUAUUCAGUUUCCAACAACGGGAAGUUUAUGGCAUCGUUUGUGGGCCAUUCCAGGAACCUAUUGAGGUGGUCCAACGAUUCCAGUGUUUUGGCCGUUACAACAGGAUACACUACGUGCAUCUGGGAAGUGCCUUCAGGCGAUUCUAAGUUGAUAGCUUUUCCUGUUGGGGAAGGGUUUGAAGUUUGGGAUUUGCAUACUGAAGAAAAGAUACUGAAUGUCAGGACAGAAAGUUCAUGGGAAGUUGAAAUUGUCGAGUUUUCCAAAGACUCCAGGCUCAUUGCUGAGACUCGUUACGGCAAGGAUAGCAACGGUUUCUCCCACCAUAACAUUCUCACUUGGGAGAUAGCCACUGGCAUAAAACAACAUGAACUUCGUAUUGGUCACAAGGACAUAACGGGAAUUACGUGGUCCGAUGACGGACAAACUUUGGCCGUGGCAUUCUCCGACGACAUUGAAUUAUAUGAUUUAACUAAACAUACUUAUUGGGACUUCAAUGACAAUGAUCAGCCUUCAUCAAGCCAGACUGGGCGUGCGAGAGUCUUGAUCGCAUUUUCACCAGACUUCAAACUCCUGGCUACUCCUGAUAGAUACGUCGCAAUCUGGGACACGAGAACCGGUAAUACCGUUCAGGCGUUCGACAAGGUUAACACUCACCACAUUUCCAAGUUGCAAUUUUCACAAGAUGCCAAGUCUAUUUACACGUACUCUAAAAUUGACGGCUUGCAGAAGUGGGACAUUGCAUCUGACAGCUUGAUACACACUUUUCCCACCUCCCUAGCCAAAGGUCGGGUGAAUGGAAUAGCGUUUUCUUUUGGGGAAAACUUUUUCGCGUCAGAAUCGGAAGCGGGAGACGAGAUGUUGUUAUGGAAUCUGAACAAGGCCGAAGAGAUUUCUCAUUCUAUGACUUAUGAGAAGGGGCUCGAAAACAUGCAUCUUCUGGCUCUUUCUAAGAACGCAAAUUUUACUAUAUGGGAUGUGGAGACUAAUGAGAAAUUCUUGAUGUCGGAUGGACAUGAGUCAAUUGUCAUAUCCAAUGACGGAAACACAGUGCUUUUUACGGAGCGUGCCCGUCACGGGAUGUGGAUUUUGACAAAGGGAGGAGAAAAAACUAGGAUCAAAAUCUGUUGCCGAUAUUUCGAUCCGUGUUUCGACAUGGAGUCCUCGGAUACACAUGUUCUCUUGCAACUUGGCCGAAUAGCUCUGGACAAUCUCAUCGCCCAGGCGAAGAAUUUGACUGGCACUCGGAGUGCAUAUGACUACGACUCCAUCGUCGAAGGCUAUGGCGUUAGUCUUGACAAAUCAUGGAUAACUUGGAAUGGGAAAAGGGUGCUGUGGCUGCCACCAGAUUAUCGAGUAACGAAAUGGAUGGCUAGAUCUCGCCACUGCAUUGUCAUGGCGAACUCUACUAGAGAUUACCCCUGCAUCCUUCGUUUUUUUGGCCCACCUCCUUUCGUAAAGCCAUCUUAG
Molecule: messenger RNA, 4563 nt
Organism: Trichoderma breve
Lineage: Eukaryota; Fungi; Ascomycota; Sordariomycetes; Hypocreales; Hypocreaceae
Product: NACHT domain-containing protein
Exons: 8
Coding region: 1-4563 (1520 amino acids)
Molecular function (GO): protein binding
Source: RefSeq, a predicted model, not a curated record